CGCGGCUGCCGGCAGCCAGCGUCCGCCGGGCGCUCGGGACGCGCACAACAUGCAGACGAGCCGUCCCCGCGGCGUGUACAGAGUCGCACUCGUGCUGGCUCUCGCGAUCGCAUGGUUGCCGCACGCCGACCACGCCGCGGGAGCGGGCGGAGGGGGAAUGUUUGGUGACGUCAAUAUCUCAGCCAUAUUGGACUCACUAAGUGUGAGUUACGACAAGAGAGUGAGACCCAAUUAUGGAGGACCGCCAGUGGAUGUGGGAGUCACCAUGUACGUGCUCUCCAUCAGCUCCUUAUCUGAAGUGAAAAUGGACUUUACGCUGGACUUCUACUUCAGGCAGUUCUGGACAGACCCACGACUUGCAUAUAAAAAGAGGCCGGGCGUAGAGACACUUUCUGUCGGUUCCGAAUUUAUUAGAAACAUAUGGGUACCAGACACUUUCUUUGUAAAUGAGAAACAGUCUUAUUUCCACAUUGCAACCACGAGCAACGAAUUCAUCCGCAUUCACCAUUCUGGAUCUAUCACUCGAAGUAUAAGACUGACUAUCACUGCUUCUUGUCCAAUGGAUUUGCAAUAUUUUCCCAUGGAUCGUCAAUUAUGCAAUAUAGAAAUCGAGAGUUUUGGCUACACCAUGCGAGACAUCCGAUACAAGUGGAACGAGGGCCCCAACUCUGUGGGCGUGUCGAGCGAGGUGUCGCUGCCGCAGUUCAAGGUGCUCGGCCAUCGCCAGCGGGCCAUGGAGAUCUCUCUUACCACAGGAAAUUACUCAAGGCUAGCAUGCGAGAUUCAAUUCGUACGAUCUAUGGGCUACUAUUUAAUCCAGAUUUAUAUUCCCUCUGGUUUAAUCGUCAUUAUAUCUUGGGUAUCAUUUUGGUUAAAUCGUAAUGCGACACCAGCUCGCGUGUCUCUGGGUGUUACUACUGUCUUGACGAUGACCACUCUGAUGUCGUCGACUAAUGCUGCUCUACCCAAGAUCUCCUAUGUUAAAUCUAUUGAUGUCUACCUGGGCACCUGCUUCGUGAUGGUUUUCGCCAGUCUAUUAGAAUACGCGACAGUUGGAUAUAUGGCAAAACGAAUACAGAUGAGAAAACAAAGAUUUACUGCUGUUCAAAAAAUGGCCGCUGAAAAGAAAAUGCAAAUCGACGGGCCACCAGGAACAUCUGAACCCUUACCUCCACCGCGAACGAGUACACUACCCCGCCCUCCGCCACCUAGCAGAUCUUCGGAAGUACGAUUCAAGGUGCACGAUCCUAAAGCGUACUCUAAGGGUGGCACCUUAGAAAACACUAUAAAUGGCGCACGUGGCCCACCUCCACCUCCUGGACCUCCACCUGACGAAGAAGCCGCUAUUCCUCACCUUAUUCCCGCUUCUAAGGGCAUCAACAAACUUCUGGGCACCACUCCUUCCGAUAUCGACAAGUAUUCACGCAUCGUGUUCCCUGUGUGCUUCGUCUGUUUUAACCUAAUGUACUGGAUUAUAUAUCUACACGUAUCUGACGUAGUAGCCGAUGACUUAGUAUUACUUGGCGAAGAGAAUUAAAUUCCAUAAUAUUAAUAUUAUGAUAUCGGCACUGGAUAAAACCUUUGGGUGCUCAUCAUCGACCCUCCAUCUCAUUUAUGAAAAGUGCUUUCUAAAUUUAGAUUUUUGCAAUAAUCCCCUACCUAGCACUAUUCUUAUCGAAAUAGUAAUAUACACAAAUAUGUAAUUUUAAUAUAAACGGCACUGAUGUUCUAAUACUCAUAUAGGAGUCUAAAAAAAGUUCUUAUUAUACAAAAUGUUUGCAAAAUUUGACAAUGAUUUGUUUUAUAGAUCACGACCUGAUGUAACCAUAAUAAUUAUGUGAAACUUAUAGUUAUGAUGGGUACUAUGAACAUUCUUUAGAUUAUUGCCUGUCUAUGAGACCUAUCUUUUAGUCUACCCUAUCUAUCAGCAUUUCAAUGAUUCGAUAUGUUGCUGAUCAAAACCAGAUUUUUUUAUAAGUACAUAAUUUAAAUAAUAUAAUUUAUUAUAAUCUAGACAAUAAAGUUCGUUCAGGUUAAACUAACUCAGUCAUCCUAGAAGGAAUAGUCUAUCGAUAGUAUUGUGAUAAAUACCAUAUUAGUUGCCAUGAAAAUCAGUCAUGCUAUGGACAGGCCUAUCUUUACUAAGCUUUGAUAAUACUUUGAUAAUUUCAUAGGUCAUAAAGUUGCAAUGGCGGUCGGCUGGUUGAGGGGUCGGUUAGGGGCACUGAAUAAUGGUAUCAAUGUUCAUCGAAAUGUACAAAAAACUUCCAUAGCAUCUGAAAAAUUAAACUAAAAACAACUUAUGUAAACCAAAGAUAAUUGUUUAUUAAAAAGAGCUAUGUAUUAAUUACACUGUAUCUCUAGGAUAUUUCGUGAAUGAUAAAAGUAUUUUUUUACUAAGCGAUGAAGUGGCUAACGAGGGAGUUGUUUGAGUUGGGUAUCGUAUAUUCCCUAGCUAUAGUGCUAAUAGUGAACCUACAAGGAUAAUUUUUAUAUAAGAAAUUCCUUUUAGUUGUACAUAUUAAAAAAGAUUACAAGAAAAUGGCAAUCUCGCAAAGGCGCGCGCGUUAUUUGUUAAUUUGUAUCUUUGUGUAACUACUAUAAUA
Messenger RNA from Pectinophora gossypiella (pink bollworm), 2606 nucleotides. RefSeq names its product gamma-aminobutyric acid receptor subunit beta-like (gene RDL2). Gene Ontology annotation, biological process: chloride transmembrane transport; chemical synaptic transmission; nervous system process. Bases 50 to 1537 code for a protein of 495 amino acids. Gene Ontology annotation, cellular component: synapse; neuron projection; membrane. The transcript is spliced from 10 exons. The record is from RefSeq and is a predicted model, not a curated record. NCBI's taxonomy places the organism in Eukaryota, Metazoa, Arthropoda, Insecta, Lepidoptera, Gelechiidae. Gene Ontology annotation, molecular function: extracellular ligand-gated monoatomic ion channel activity; neurotransmitter receptor activity; chloride channel activity.